AUGCCGGAUUGGGAGUUCCGAACAAAUGAGACGGCCAAGGAAGAUAGCGAAUUCAGCUUUGGAAUCAAGAUGCCUUCGUUCGGAUUCGGCAAAGGUGCCAAGGUUCCCAAGCUGGAUGGCGUUGACGGUCUUCUUGGCUACCUUCUUCCCGAGUCUGAGCUGCCAAAGCUUCGUAUCCGCGACAACACAGAAGUGAAUGUCAUUGACUUACCCGAUAUGAAGGGCAGGGAGGUUGUCGUCAGUACCGAGAUCCCUGAUGUUGACCUUCCGAAGCUCUCUGCCGAUCUGAAGACUGAGAAGAUCACCCUGCCUGACGGAAAGAUCAAGAAUGUGUUGACGCAGAAAUUCAAGGGCAACGCCGAGCUACCCCUACCUAAGGUGUCUGGCGCAGACAUUGACGACAUCAAGCUUCCCGAUGGCUCGAUAAAAACAUCGUACAAGCCCAAGGCUGGCUUCAAGUGGCCCCAAAUCUCACUGCCAUCUCUACAACUUCCCGACUGGGAGUUUGGUUCUGGUGAUAGGUCGCCAAGCCCGGAGAGAAAGGAGAAAGACAAGGAAGAUAGCGACUUCAGCUUUGGAAUCAACAUACCUUCGUUCGGAUUCGGCAAAGGUGCCAAGGCUCCCAAGCUGGAUGGCGUUGACGGUCUACUUGGCUACCUUCUGCCAGAGUCUGAGCUGCCAAAGCUUCGUAUCCGGAACAACACAGAGGUGAAUGUCAUCGACUUACCCGAUAUGAAGGGCAGGGAGGUUGUCGUCAGUACCGAGAUCCCUGAUGUUGACCUUCCGAAGCUGUCUGCCGAUCUGAAGACUGAGAAGAUCACCCUGCCUGACGGAGAGAUCAAGAAUAUGUUGACGCAGAAAUUCAAGGGCAACGCCGAGCUACCCCUACCUAAGGUGUCUGGCGCAGACAUUGACGACAUCAAGCUUCCCGAUGGCUCGAUAAAGACAUCGUUCAAGCCCAAGGCUGGCUUCAAGUGGCCCAAGAUCUCACUGCCAUCUCUACAACUUCCCGACUGGGACUUUGGUUCUGGUGAUAGGUCGCCAAGCCCGGAGAGAAAGGAGAAAGACAAGGAAGAUAGCGACUUCAGCUUUGGGAUCAAGAUGCCUUCGUUUGGAUUCGGCAAAGGUGCCAAGGUCCCCAAGCUGGAUGGCGUUGACGGUCUUCUUGGCUACCUUCUGCCAGAGUCUGAGCUGCCAAAGCUUCGUAUUCGCGACAACACAGAGGUUGAUGUCAUUGACUUACCCGAUAUGAAGGGCAGGGAGGUUGUCGUCAGUACCGAGAUCCCUGAUGUUGACGUUCCGAAGCUCUCUGCCGAUCUGAAGACAGAGAAGGUCAUCCAGCCUGACGGAAAGAUCAAGAAUGUGUUGACGCAGAAAUUCAAGGGCAACGCCGAGCUACCCCUACCUAAGGUGUCUGGCGCAGACAUUGACGACAUCAAGCUUCCCGAUGGCUCGAUAAAGACAUCGUUCAAGCCCAAGGCUGGCUUCAAGUGGCCCAAGAUCUCAUUGCCAUCUCUACAACUUCCUGACUGGGAGUUUGGUUCUGGUGAUAGGUCGCCAAGCCCGGAGAGAAAGGAGAAAGACAAGGAAGAUGGCGACUUCAGCUUUGGGAUCAAGAUGCCUUCGUUCGGAUUCGGCAAAGGUGCCAAGAUUCCCAAGCUGGAUGGCGUUGACGGUCUUCUUGGCUACCUUCUUCCCGAGUCUGAGCUGCCAAAGCUUCGUAUCCGCGACAACACAGAAGUGAAUGUCAUUGACUUACCCGAUAUGAAGGGCAGGGAGGUUGUCGUCAGUACUGAGAUCCCUGACGUUGACCUUCCGAAGCUGUCUGCUGAUCUGAAGACGGAGAAGAUCGCCCUGCCUGACGGAAAGGUCAAGAAUGUGUUGACGCAGAAAUUCAAGGGCAACGCCGAGCUACCUCUACUUAAGGUGUCUGGCGCAGACAUUGACGACAUCAAGCUUCCCGAUGGCUCGAUAAAGACAUCAUUCAAGCCCAAGGCUGGCUUCAAGUGGCCCCAAAUCUCACUGCCAUCUCUACAACUUCCCGACUGGGAGUUUGUUUCUGGUGAUAGGGCGCCAAGCCCGGAGAGAAAGGAGAAAGACAAGGAAGAUAGCGACUUCAGCUUUGGGAUCAAGAUGCCUUCGUUCGGAUUCGGCAAAGGUGCCAAGGUUCCCAAGCUGGAUGGCGUUGACGGUCUUCUUGGCUACCUUCUGCCAGAGUCUGAGCUGCCAAAGCUUCGUAUCCGCGACAACACAGAGGUGAAUGUCAUCGACUUACCCGAUAUGAAGGGCAGGGGGGUUGUCGUCAGUACCGAGAUCCCUGAUGUUGACCUUCCGAAGCUCUCUGCCGAUCUGAAGACUGAGAAGAUCACCCUGCCUGACGGAAAGAUCAAGAAUGUGUUGACGCAGAAAUUCAAGGGCAACGCCGAGCUACCCCUACCUAAGGUGUCGGGCGCAGACAUUGACGACAUCAAGCUUCCCGAUGGCUCGAUAAAGACAUCGUUCAAGCCCAAGGCUGGCUUCAAGUGGCCCAAGAUCUCACUGCCAUCUCUACAACUUCCAGACUGGGACUUUGGUUCUGGUGAUAGGUCGCCAAGCCCGGAGAGAAAGGAGAAAGACAAGGAAGAUAGCGACUUCAGCUUUGGAAUCAAGAUGCCUUCGUUCGGAUUCGGCAAAGGUGCCAAGGUUCCCAAGUUGGAUGGCGUUGACGGUCUUCUUGGCUACCUUCUGCCAGAAUCUGAGCUGCCCAAGCUUCGUAUCCGCGACAACACAGAGGUUGAUGUCAUUGACUUACCCGAUAUGAAGGGCAGGGAGGUUGUCGUCAGUACCGAGAUCCCUGAUGUUGACCUUCCGAAGCUGUCUGCCGAUCUGAAGACUGAGAAGAUCACCCUGCCUGACGGAGAGAUCAAGAAUGUGUUGACGCAGAAAUUCAAGGGCAACGCCGAGCUACCCCUACCUAAGGUGUCUGGCGCAGACAUUGACGACCUCAAGCUUCCCGAUGGCUCGAUAAAGACAUCGUUCAAGCCCAAGGUUGGCUUCAAGUGGCCCAAGAUCUCACUGCCAUCUCUACAACUUCCAGACUGGGACUUUGGUUCUGGUGAUAGGUCGCCAAGCCCGGAGAGAAAGGAGAAAGACAAGGAAGAUAGCGACUUCAGCUUUGGAAUCAAGAUGCCUUCGUUCGGAUUCGGCAAAGGUGCCAAGGUUCCCAAGCUGGAUGGCGUUGACGGUCUUCUUGGCUACCUUCUGCCAGAAUCUGAGCUGCCCAAGCUUCGUAUCCGCGACAACACAGAGGUUGAUGUCAUUGACUUACCCGAUAUGAAGGGCAGGGAGGUUGUCGUCAGUACCGAGAUCCCUGAUGUUGACCUUCCGAAGCUGUCUGCCGAUCUGAAGACUGAGAAGAUCACCCUGCCUGACGGAGAGAUCAAGAAUGUGUUGACGCAGAAAUUCAAGGGCAACGCCGAGCUACCCCUACCUAAGGUGUCUGGCGCAGACAUUGACGACCUCAAGCUUCCGAUGGCUCGAUAA
This is a messenger RNA of Amphibalanus amphitrite, 3522 nucleotides long. RefSeq names its product neuroblast differentiation-associated protein AHNAK-like. Gene Ontology annotation, biological process: regulation of RNA splicing. The record is from RefSeq and is a predicted model, not a curated record. Lineage: Eukaryota; Metazoa; Arthropoda; Thecostraca; Balanomorpha; Balanidae. The transcript has a single exon. Gene Ontology annotation, cellular component: nucleus; cytoplasm. Bases 1 to 3522 code for a protein of 1173 amino acids.